AUGGCGCCUCUGUCUCGCACACGACCGCGCCCGACCACCGCUCGGCUCCACUCGCCGCGAGCCCUGGAUGCGUCCGCGUGCCCUGGCUGCCCCUGGCCAAGCCCCCCCCCCCCCCGCGCGUCCUUCCGUGCGCCGGCCGUGCCCGCUCGCCAUUCGCUGCCACCCGCUACUACCGCCGGCCCCGCCCUCUGUAUACCCGCGCGCGCGUGGCCGUCGCCGCUCGGCCGCUCGCGAACUGCGCCGCCCGCCGCAGCUCCCGGCGUUCCUCCACCCCUCCCCCAUGCCGCGCGCCAGCCACCGGCCCCCACUUUCCCACUGCUGUUGCCUUCCCCCUGCGCCGGCGCUCUGCUCCUGCCUGCGCCCGUGCCGGACGACCCGCGCUCGUCGCUCGCCUGUGUACGCCCCGCCGCUACUGCCCCGCCCGGUCGCACGACCCUGCCGCCGCCGCCGGUCGCUGGCCGCGCCCGUGUCGGCUCCAGCCGCUGCUGCUGCAGGGAGCCCCUCCGUUGUGGCUCCCCCGAGCCCGUCCGCCGUGGCCAAAGCCACCGCCGUUAA
Messenger RNA from Aegilops tauschii subsp. strangulata, 555 nucleotides. The record is from RefSeq and is a predicted model, not a curated record. NCBI's taxonomy places the organism in Eukaryota, Viridiplantae, Streptophyta, Magnoliopsida, Poales, Poaceae.